CAGCAGCCACCUGGCUCCAAGGUCGGGUUCAGUCUCUGAGGGUGGACCCCAGAGCAAACCAGGGGGCGGGUUCUCGCCCCUCCCAGACGUGAUCCGAACCGGUGCUGGGGGUGCAGGCCGGCGAUUCCCACGUGGUGCACUUUCUCGGGAUUAACGGGUUAGGUUCUCCCUAACUUAACCUGCCUGUGGGCCCGCUGCGGGAAAAGAUGCCGAAGAUCAAGUCGGGGGCGAGCGUCCGUCGCCGCGAGCGGCAACAACAACGCCGGGAACUGAAGAGCGCCGGAGGACUCAUGUUCAACACGGGCAUUGGGCAGCACAUUUUGAAAAAUCCUCUCAUUGUUAACAGCAUUAUCGAUAAGGCUGCCUUGAGACCAACUGAUGUGGUGUUGGAAGUUGGACCUGGAACUGGCAAUAUGACUGUAAAGUUGCUAGAAAAGGCAAAAAAGGUAAUUGCCUGUGAACUUGACCCAAGGCUGGUAGCUGAACUUCACAAAAGAGUUCAGGGCACGCCUUUGGCUAGCAGACUCCAAGUAAUGGUGGGUGAUGUGUUGAAAACGGAUUUGCCAUUCUUUGAUGCUUGUGUGGCAAAUUUGCCUUAUCAGAUCUCCUCUCCUUUUGUCUUCAAGCUGUUGCUGCACCGACCUUUUUUCAGAUGUGCUAUACUUAUGUUUCAAAGAGAAUUUGCUCUCCGACUAGUUGCAAAACCUGGAGAUAAAUUAUACUGCAGACUCUCAAUUAAUACUCAACUGUUAGCACGUGUGGACCAUCUAAUGAAAGUUGGAAAGAAUAACUUCAGACCACCUCCCAAGGUAGAAUCCAGUGUUGUACGGAUAGAACCUAAGAAUCCACCACCACCUAUCAAUUUUCAGGAAUGGGAUGGCCUAGUAAGGAUCACCUUUGUUAGGAAAAACAAGACACUGUCUGCUGCAUUUAAGUCAAGUGCGGUGCAACAGCUAUUGGAAAAAAACUACAGAAUUCACUGUUCGGUCCAUAAUAUUAUAAUACCAGAAGAUUUCAGCAUAGCAGAUAAAAUACAGCAAAUCCUAACCAGCACAGGUUUUAGUGACAAGCGGGCCCGUUCCAUGGACAUAGAUGACUUCAUCAGACUGCUACAUGGAUUCAAUGCAGAAGGUAUCCAUUUUUCUUAGGUAUCUGCAACAAAGAAGUCUUCAAAUUCAAGAGAAGAAAGUGGAAUUAUAUAUUCUUAGUAAUGUAAGAUGAACUAUGCUUGAACACUUAUGUGCUUGACUAUUUUUGAUUUACAGUUGUCACCAUUUAUUACUCUGAAUUUUUAAGGAAAUCAGUUCUAAGUAUCCAAGGAUUUUGGGGGGGGGGGCUUGAUUUUAAUAAAUAAGGAAGGACCCAGUUUAUACAUGAUAAUCUUCAAGUUCAAGAGCCGCAGACACGCACAACUUUACACUUAAGAUUAUUUCUAACAGUGUAUUGCAUAAAUGUUACAUUUCUAUUUUCUAUGUUAUAUAUUACUGCGAAGAUCUAAUUUUUUAGGUUUUUAGCUCUUUAUUCCUUUGUCCAAGUCAUAAAAAAGUCAAACUAUGCUUAGUCACAUAGUCCCCAUACCAUUUCUUCUUGUUAGUCAUUUGUAUAGUAAAGCAUUUAUUUCUUAAAAUGUUA
Phacochoerus africanus (Common warthog) is the source of this 1632-nucleotide messenger RNA. It is a transcript of the gene DIMT1, whose product is annotated as DIM1 rRNA methyltransferase and ribosome maturation factor. Gene Ontology annotation, cellular component: mitochondrial matrix. Gene Ontology annotation, biological process: rRNA methylation. NCBI's taxonomy places the organism in Eukaryota, Metazoa, Chordata, Mammalia, Artiodactyla, Suidae. Gene Ontology annotation, molecular function: rRNA (adenine-N6,N6-)-dimethyltransferase activity. Bases 207 to 1148 code for a protein of 313 amino acids. The transcript has 12 exons. The record is from RefSeq and is a predicted model, not a curated record.